UUCCAAUCAAUCUCCACAGUCACAUUCUCAAUGGCAUCCAACAACACCGUGUUCCAAGACUUCUUGCCCUUAAUGGCGGAUAAAUUGGGCGGCGAACGUCUGAUGGACGAACUAUGUAACGGGUUCCAAUUGCUGAUGGAUCCGGUGAAACGGGUCAUCACUUUCGACAGCCUGAAGAAGAACGCGGUCGUAUUGGGGCUUGCGGAUAUGACAGAUGAUGAUUUGAUGAGCAUGUUGAAGGAAGGAGAUUUGGAUGGAGAUGGAGUUCUGAGUCAGAUGGAGUUUUGUGUUCUUAUGUUUAGAUUAAGCCCUGAGUUGAUGAAACAGUCAUGGUUAUUGUUGGAUGAAGUUCUUCGGUAGAAAUUUAACUUUUUUUUUUUAUUAAUAUGGUUUGUUUGUUUGGAAAUUUGAGAUAAUUGUUUAACAUCAAUUAAUUACUUGUGUUUAUUUUGUUUGGAA
This is a messenger RNA of Helianthus annuus (common sunflower), 459 nucleotides long. Its product is annotated as calcium-binding protein PBP1. The record is from RefSeq and is a predicted model, not a curated record. The transcript has a single exon. Bases 31 to 360 code for a protein of 109 amino acids. Gene Ontology annotation, molecular function: calcium ion binding. NCBI's taxonomy places the organism in Eukaryota, Viridiplantae, Streptophyta, Magnoliopsida, Asterales, Asteraceae.